AAUACUCGGAAAUGUCAACCGGUUGAUCUUACUUUAAAGGUUUCAGUCGAUAUUCAUAAACUUUGUUAAAAAUAUUUUUGUGAUCCGAAAAUACGAUGGAUCCAGAACUUGUUGAAAAAUUCAUGGAAGUAACAGGGGAGAGUGAAGCCACUGCUCGUCAAUAUUUAUCCCUGACUGAUGGUAAUGUGGAAACUGCAAUAAUCUUAAUGUACGAGGGAAAUCAUGCGACAGAACCUGAACGCACUGAUCCUGAACCUGAACCAGAAGUAAGACCUCCGAUUUUACCAACACAAGAAAUAUUGGUACCAUCGGAUCCAGCUUGUUCAUUUCCAAGAAUAUCAAAUAAUGUGUUUGAUAGAUUUAGAGAUUUUGCAGUAGAAACACAGCUACAGGAAGAAAGAAUGACUCGUAGAUUUUCAAUACUUAAACAACCUUCUCAGCGCAGAUCAAAUAGAUUAGAAGAUUUAUUUCGACCUCCAUACAGUAUCCUCUUCUUGGGCCCCUUUUUGGCAGCUCGUGCACAUGCCAAGACAUUAAAUCGUUGGUUACUUGUAAAUAUACAGAAUCCUCAGGAAUUUGCUUGCCAGAUUCUUAAUAGAGAUGUAUGGUCGAAUCAGCAAAUUCAGGAAAUUGUAAAGGAUCAUUUUGUCUUAUGGCAAGUCUUAUCAAGCACUAGUGAUGGAAAACGUUAUAUAGAUUUCUACAAUGUAUCUAAAUAUCCUUAUGUGGCAGUAAUAGAUCCUAGAACAGGAGAAUGCAUGCAAACGUACAAUCACAUUACUGUUAACAUUUUAAUAUUCGCAUUAAAUGAUAUGUUAAGCACUCAUCCAUCUCCGGACUGUGUAUCAAGCGAUUCAUUCAGUCCUAAAAAAUGGAAUAACUGUAAUGAAACAACAAUAACAACAGCAACAACAUCAGUUACUACUACUACUAGUAGUAGUAGUAGUACAGCAACAACAAAUGACAAUUCUGCAACUAAUUCAAAAGAUUAUGACAGUAGUACUAGAACUUCUAAACAUUUAAUUGAUAGUUUAAAUGACUUAGACAGUUACAAUAAUAUAGAUGACAUUCAAAGUUCAAGUUCAAGUAUGUCUUCCAAUGAAUCUCAAAAUACAAAUAAAAAAAAGAAAAUUGAUGAGCUAGACGUAAAGGAAAAAGUCCAAGAAAAUUCAAAGGAUGAAUCGUGUGCACCAAAAUAUGAUUUGAACAACAUUAAAACGAGUAAUGAAUCUGUAAGACUUUGCUUAAGAUUGCCAAAUGGUAAAAGAGAAACAAUGUCAAUGUGUGCAGCGAACACAAUAGAAGAUUUUAUAAAUAAAAUGGAAAGUUUGGGUUACUCGUCAUCGGAUCAUAGUUAUUUAGUUCCAUUUCCAAAAACAAAUAUAGGAGAGCUUUCCCCAGAAAUACAUUUAUCAGAUACAAUAUUAUCUCCAGCAAAUACAGUAUUCAUAACAAAAUUAUAAAUACUUUAUUACUUUACAAGAAAAUUAUACAUACUGUGUAAUAUGAAUGAGGUAACAUACUGUGAGUAUUUAUUUUUCUUCAACUACAAAUUGGAAUAUAUCUUACGUUUGAAAAGUAUCAUGCAAUUUAAAAACAAAUGGUACAAUUAUGAAUAUUCAUGCCAUGUGUGUUCGAUUAACAUUGAAGUAUAAUUAUAAUUUUCAUGUUUCUUAUCAUUGAAUGUUCCAAUAUUAUAAUACAUACAGAAAUCUUCUGAAUAAAAAAAGUAAUGUUCAGGACAGCGCUUUUAAUCGAGAUAAAUUAUUUUAACAUAUAUUUUAAUUUAGACCGCAAGCCGUUAGCUUAGAUGGGAAAAACAACCAAAUGACGAGUCAUUCAAAUUCUUACUUACACAGACGAAGAAUUAAGCGCUGACCAAUGACUCGUUUUGAUAAUACAUCUCUCUCCUUCUUUCCUCAUAUUAUUUUCAGUGUGUCCUUUAUCACACAAUAAAACUUCAAUCAAUGAAUUAACUGCUCACGGUAACACAAAAUGAUCUGCGAUCGGCGAUUGUAAACAGCUAGAUAGUAUGUCAUAAAAUUCUGGGAUAUUAUAAUUAUGAAAGGUAUGUCAUAAAAUUUCACUACCUGGAUGCUGGAUUAGUUCGCGUCCGAUAAUAAUAAUAGUCCAACACGGUGAGGGGUAUAAUCUUAAUAGCAGAGGAUAAGAAAGAAAAAAGUAAAAGAAACGAGAGGUGCGUAAUAAUGAUUCUAUGGUAAAUACCUGCUACAAUAGUAUCUGUACCUAAUUCUCACUGCACUAGUCCGCACAAUGUAAGCAUAUAUGUAAUGUGUAAAGUGAUCACGAAAACUUCCUGAACUUUAAUGUCUCUUUCAAUAAGAACGAUUGAGUUCCGAUCCAUGGUUCUGUCAAAACAUCUUUCCUCGUAACGAAUAGAAUAUGUUACAUUAAAAAAAUAUGUUGACCUUGAAAUUCAAGGUCAAGGUCAAUUUUGUAGGGACCGGUUUUUAAUCAAAUCUUCACCUAUCUAAAGGUGUAAAAUCACCAUGCUCGUUAUAAUUAAUUUUUAUACAAUCUAUACAUUAUUAUAAAUCUUCGUGCAUCAGUAAAAUUAUAGUGAAAGAAAGCGUUAAUCAGUUCAUUCACUUCCUCGCAAUUUAAACUGCUAUAUCUAAACUACAUUCUAAUGCAAGUAGAAAUAAAUCAGAAAACCAUAGAGAACUAGAAAUAUGAAUGCAGAAGAUCUUAAUUAUAAUUGUUAGACAAAUAAUACUUCCAUAAUAAGACUAGAAUAUAAGUUCUAAAUAAUUUUCAUAUCUUCUUUUUUAUCAGUAAGCCAUUGUUUUUUUAGUUGUGUCCAACAUAUUUUAUAUGCACCAUUGUAUUUAACUUUGUUUAUAAAUAAACAAAUUUUCUCAUUGAAUUAAAAAUAUAAAUACGUAUACUCUAUUUAAAUGUAUUUACCGUCCACUUUUACUGUGGUAACAAUAAAAUAAUGUAAUGUACUAUCAGAAAGUACUACAAAGUUUAUAUGAAAUAUUAACAGUAAAUUUAUAAUACUAUAAUCAAGUAUGACAUUGUAUUCAAAAUAUUAAUUUUUCUCGCAAACUGCCCGACAUGUUACACUUUAAUUUUACAGACGUAAAUUACACAUUAAGAAUUUAUUUGCUUCGAUUCAAUUUUUUAAAUAAAUGUGAUUAACAAAAUAUAUAUAUACACCACUAUCUUUAUUUACAUCAUUGUAAUAAAAAAUUGGUACAUUAACAUAUAUAUCCAUAAAUCGUACAAGUCAUAUAUAUUCAUAAACAUUUCAUUGAUAUCAGAUUUCAAUUUAUAUGCAUUUACAUAUUAUUUUAUAAAUGUAAAAGAUAUUGGAUAAUUUUAUUACAUAUUUUUUUAAUUUAUUGUAAAAAUUUCAGUACAUAACUUUCACUGCAAUAUUUAUCCAUAAGCACUUUUCCAGCGAAUUAGGGUAGCACCAAUUAAUUAAUAAGUACAAUCACUGGCAAACAGUCGUUAGGAGGAAAUAUUACUGAAGAGAUUGGGUAUAAGUUGUCUGUGCACGUAAGGUCACACCUUCUGCUUAUGAAAUAAAAAGAAAAUAACGAAAAAUUAGGUUACAAAUUAAUUAUGUUGUAAUACAAAUUGUAAUCAAUGAGUGCCAUAAAAUUAGUUAAUAUUAUAUUAAGGUAUUAGUUCUAUCAGUAUUUUACACUUAUACAUAAUACUUGUAAACUCUUUUUUACAUAAUGCAUGAAAAAAAUAUAUUUCUAUAUACAAUCUGUUAAAUUUAUUC
This is a messenger RNA of Nomia melanderi (Alkali bee), 3760 nucleotides long. The record is from RefSeq and is a predicted model, not a curated record. Lineage: Eukaryota; Metazoa; Arthropoda; Insecta; Hymenoptera; Halictidae.